Molecule: messenger RNA, 1317 nt
Organism: Pomacea canaliculata
Lineage: Eukaryota; Metazoa; Mollusca; Gastropoda; Architaenioglossa; Ampullariidae
Product: protein PLANT CADMIUM RESISTANCE 3-like
Exons: 3
Coding region: 357-677 (106 amino acids)
Source: RefSeq, a predicted model, not a curated record
UUGAACAUCAAAUCAAUCAGAGAACAGGAAAGAAGAAUACCUCCCAUCCCGCCAAAAGCUCGCUGCUCUUGUGGAUCUGUAGGACACAAACGCCAAUCGUUAUCCCGUCUCCGUCUCCGUCUCCAUAGCAAUGGAUACACACUCGCCUCCCGGCCAUAGCCGAACCACGUCGGUAACUACAAACAGUUUUCACCUGACCUAACCAAUCAGAGAGCAGUGCCAGGAGUUACGACAGAGAAUAAAGGCAACCAGGACCUCUAUCUUUUAUAAAUAGUCCUCGCCUCGCCUUCAGUGCCCUGACGGACGCAGGUACCCAUUCUUUACAAAAAGAACGAAAUAACAAAAAAGGGGGCAAAAUGGGAGCUUGGCAGAACGGACUAUUUGGCUGUUUCAACAACUGCGGCUUGUGCAUCAUCACCUACUUUGUGCCUUGUCUCACGGCCGGCCAGAACGCCCAGGCAGUGGGUGAGAGCUGCUGCGUGUACGGCUGUCUGACCAUCCUGGGGCCCAUCGGCGUCUACACCCGGGCCAAGAUCAGGGGCAAGAUCAGAGAGCAGAAGGGAAUCGAGGGUGGUUUCUGCAUGGAUUGUGUCCUUCACUGGUUUCUUCCUAUAUGUGCUUUGAUCCAAGAAGCACAGGAAGUUGGAGUGAGUGGAGGCGCGAUGGCACGAGAAUAGGUCUAGCAGCAACAUCACCGCCGACUUCAUCGAGAUGCCUGCUCCAGAGAAACUGAAAGGACUGAACAUCGCAGACUAUCAAAAAGCUAUUGUAACAGAUAUGAAACGGAAUUGUUAAAAAUUCUUUCUUUGCAAACCUGGUGAAGAAAUAACUUUGCGCACACACAGAAGAACAGAGAGAAAUUGCAAAUUCCGCGUUACAGAAUACCGAUUUUUUAAAGAGAAUGUAUUCUUUAUCUAUAUCUCGCCACGCCGAACAACAAAGAAUGGAGCAUAUCCAAGUAGUAGUUUAUUAUCCAUUUGACUCAUGUACUAGAAUUCGUUGCCAUUUUGUAAUAACUAAAUAAGUAAAAGAACAAAGACAUUAAAUGAAAUGAAAUUGACAGACACACUCAAGAGGACAUUUUAUAUUUAAAGUCACGUAUUUUUUAUAUGCACUCAAAUUGUUUGUAAGGAAAUUUAAUUACGUCGGGUAUUAUUUUUAUCUUUUUUCAUUUAAAGAUACAUAUAUCGUGUAGAAAUCUUAAACAGAAUGUUUGUAUACAAUGCUUAUUUCUGAUGCAAACCGUCCAUCAACUGCUGCUAUACAUUAUAUACCAAUCUAUAUACUUUCUUUUACUAUAAAUUUUACUUGUUUCCA